Messenger RNA from Spirometra erinaceieuropaei, 29644 nucleotides. Lineage: Eukaryota; Metazoa; Platyhelminthes; Cestoda; Diphyllobothriidea; Diphyllobothriidae. The record is from the annotation of a GenBank genome assembly.
AUGAGUUUCCCUAGACCUCAAAAGAUUGAUUCGGGCACGAGUUUAAACUUAAACUUUGAUCAAGUGAGCCUUCCUGCCGGCCCCAGCUUGGUACCUCCACCGCCACCGGUCUCUGCUAAAGAUGAGUCCGCAUUCAUUGGCGAGAUCAAGCCAACAGAGGCCUUAUCUAUAUUACCUGAACAAGCCCCUCCUAUACAAGCAAGUGCUCUUGCAGUUCGUUUUAAAAUACACUUUCUGUUUUUUCCAAAAAUUUGCUAUUUGUACAAACACUAGAAGAACAGCUGUUCUAUUUUGGAGACUUGGAUGCGGACCCUGUUUUGCUAGCACUUUAUUCGGCACCUCCGUCCAUGCAAACUUUCGUAGCAAAACCGGAAGCCGAAAGAAUUUCUUUGCGUCCCCCAUGGAAAGUUUAACUUGUGUUUUUAUUAAGUCAUCUAGUCGAUGUUCGCUAGUUUUUUUCCAUUAACAGAUUACUUGAUGAAGGCAUUGAGCAAGCCAGACGCCAGAAUGCUCUAAAUUGUGUGUUUUUUAGCGAUGAUUUUUACCGACUAGAAUAGAACGAUUAUUCACAGCAUCACGCAGAAUUCGUCGUGAACCUCGGACUAUUUGAACAAGUAUUUUUUUCUUUUUGGCACCUAUCUAUCUUGUUCUCCUGUACGUUAGUGUUUUGGUAAUGGAGAACAUCUUCAGUGAAGAUGUGGCUUCCGGCUCAUAACUCCACAACUCUUGAGGUUCUGUUAAUGUGUUUUUACUAGCUAUAUAAAUCGGAGUCAAUUUUACUUAAAGCAUUUGGACGUAAUUUAUUUACUGUGUUACGAGUGAGACAUCCUUGACACAACGGAAAAAAGUAUUUUUGCCAAACUCUGGCACUCAUUGCGAAUGAGCCAUUUAAAUAUCCCUUAUCGUCAGCAGCGACCUUAUUAUUUAAAGCCUGACGUUCGUGGCUAAUGAGUCUUCGUCAUCUUUGAAGUCACGUCAUGUCAGACAGACCGAAAUGGUCGUGCUUUUAACACAUCACUUUACUUUGGACCCAGGGCAAGACUUCUGGCCCCAUAGUUGAUCCGAUCCCGUCACUAAUAACAACUCCGGGCGGUCCGGUCGGGCUCCUUGGAAAGGGUCACUACUCGUAUUUUUCGUCUAUAUUUCAUCCAUAAAGAGUUUGGCCCAUUGACAUUGGAAGUUUAGGACUGCUUUUACUAUCCCACGUUUGUUCCAUCCGGUAGCUGGUUUUCGCUAUGUCACUGGCCUCUUAAACAAAUAAGCACACGUGUGCCUGUAGCUUCUAUUGCUGCCUUGCCGGGUUUCGGUCAUUGGCAUCGUAUCAACCUCGUUUAUUUUUAAAUAUUAUCAUUUUAGCGCCCAGUCGGGCAACUGCGCUCUCGUUACGUUUUACCCCCUCAAAUUUGUUCUACUUCUGGCUCUGGGAUUCCGCAGCCGACUAUUAAGUCAAAAGCUACGGGUAAUCUGCCAGCCAUUCCCACACCCUCCCCACUGACGAGCAGCAUUCCUUCCACUUCGGCGUUCUCUGAAAUGGUUGAACCAAGUACAACUAGUGAGCAGUUUCCACCUCAGUUAUAUUCAUCACCCGAACCACAGAUUCUAAGUAAGUGCAAGUCUGUAAUUCUUUGCUCAUUAAUUUAACUACUGUUGUAACUCAGAACCUUUUAUGUAGAUGAACGGUUGAUUCCUUCUGUUCAUGAGUGGAAAUUAUCGAUAUAUGUACAUAACGAAACGCUUUUGUUGUGAGAAACUUUUAGUUUGCAGAAUGGUUGCUGACAUUUUUUGAGCAAACCUAUGAGACCGGGUUAUCACAAAUCGCUGUUGACCUGCCUAAGACUUCCUUAUCUGGUCCCCUUCGUGACGAAUAUGAGCAUAAAAAUAAGAAAAAGUGAAUUCUCCACUGCCGCAAACCUAGUUUUGAGCAUUUCUAAUAUUGCGUGCUAUUCUAUCAUGUUUUUUUUGCAAAUCGCAGGUAACAUGUAAGAUGUCAUUUUCUCUGUGAUCAAUUGCCCAGCAAAUCGUUGACUUAACUUAUCCAAGCCCGUUUGUUGACCUUUCGCAGCGAACCCUUAUCAGCCCGUGCCUGCACACUGGUUCUACGCCAGCAAAAUGAACUCAAUGCUUGUUUGGUGGCCCUUCGAUCGGUGGGACUCUAACAGACUGGAGGCCUUAGCCUCAAGUAUGGACCUUCUGGGUCCGCGUCAAGUGAUAACGUCAAUCAACGCAGAGGAGGGUUCGCAGCCACCUAUCAGUUUGUCAGUUCGCGGGGGACGUUAUGAUGUCCUGCUGCGGGAACGUCAGUGCAAAGCGGUGUACUGGGAGGAGGAGCGUAAUGAAGUUCGGCGGGCCACCUGGUUUUUUAGGUAAGUCGACGAUUGCCCGGUUAUCAUUUGAUAAGGCCGUGCAUGUGGAAAGGUCAUUCACUAAUCAGGUUACGGAACAUGCCCGUCCAGUUACACUGCGUUGAUCAAUCUAGAACAUUCGCAGGCAUCUACAUAGCGACCCUGUAACGAUGCAGAAUGGAGCUUCAACAAAGACUGGGAUGGCCACUUCUUGUUUAUCUGUCGUCGCCUAGUCAGUGCACGACACUAUAUUCCCACUCACAACUGAUAGGACAACGAGCCCGUGGUUCAAUGGCAGAUCGCCGGCCUACCUCACGCCCAAUUAUCAAAGAUCCAGGGCUCGAACCCCAAGUCCAGCAAACCCACGGUUAGGUAUGGCUGGCUGACAGCGCCUAGUGAGCCGGAAAUGGCCAUCCCGGUUCUCUUAUCUUUGUCACUAGCCCAUUGCCUGCAUAGAUAUGUAUAUAUCGACAGUGUAUUCCUGAUCAAGGUGUAUUUAAAUGAUUCUUGGGAUGCUACACCUCGUUCAAAAUGAGUUGUGCUCUUUGACCUUCUCCGUUCCUCUUUUAUCCGCGUGCAACUGUACGCACUUGUUGUGAUAACUAUCACCUGCAUGUGUAUUUCUUUGAACGGGUUAACUCGUUCAUGCCUUCGCUUUGCACUACUUGCUCGCUAUAACCCAACUUUGGAGAUACCUCAAUUUCACAGGCCGGUUGGCUGUCCAAGUAUUUCUUUUCCGUCGACAUCCGUCCAGUAUGACUUAUUGCUUCUUGUUCUGCGUCUCAAACCUUGGUCCGUCUCAUGCAUCAGUUUGUGCCAUCGUUGCGUGCGCGUUCGCUUAGUUUAGACCUUAACCGUAGCGAUCUGUGCAUUCGAUCCGAGUUAAUGUAGCCUACAAAUUCUCCAUAAAACGUCAGACUUUCCAAUUUCUUCCGCCCUUCCACUGGCAUUCGUUUCGUCGAGGAGGAAUUUCGAAAGAGGGAUUGUGCCCUGCCGACUUACAAGCUUUUUUCGUGAUAGGAGAAUUGUUAUCCACAUUUGGAGUCCGGAAUUUUGGAGCAUAAAAAAUAAACAUCUUCCAUUAGAGCCUCUGUCAGACGGCUUCAUCGAUGAAUUUGAAUAAGACACGAACCUGUCUUGAUCGUAAGCCGUGUUUUAAUAGUUCUGCCAAAUGGUUAUGUAUAAAUUCAUCCCCAACGUCUUACCUGCUUUCAGUAUUCGAUGAAUUUUACUGCUGGCGCUUGCGUGUCUGAUGCCAAGAGCGACGUAACGCCAAAUGCGGCUACUUUUAGUGUUUGAUAUUAACACUCAACGCGCCUAUACGUAAUUUGUUGGUCCGAUCAAGAAGUACAAUCGCAAGUAGAACCACCUAGUAAGACCUAAAUGUAGUCCUGCAUCAACGGCUAGACGACUGAAAAUGGAAUGAAGCCAGUUUCGUGAACUUCCGUUUAACCACUUCGAUAUGUACUAGCACUUUUCGCAACCGCUCGUUUGCCACUAGCUGGUUGAUACUUUUUUCACAGGCGUAUACAUUGUCAGCUAAAGAGUUCUUGUUGAGAGUAAAAGAACUAUUUAAUGAAUUUCCAAAACCGAACUCUAUGAUGUGAAUUACAUAACUUGAAAUGUUGGACAGCGUGCGUAAGUCGAACCUGAAUUUGCUCGAACAACGGAUUACCGAUAUAUAAAUACGCCUACACCAGUCGCCAGUGAGAAACUGCAGCUGCCUAUAAUAAGUGGCUGUGUGCACCAUAUAAAGGAGACCAGCCAGCCGGAAUGGAGUUGCCGGCAAAUGUCCAAGCUCCUCGAAGUGUUGCUACCGGUACAAAGAAAAUCUAAAUUGAUGCUGCCUGCAAGGUUCUCAACAAAAACCGGACAAAGUGAAGGGAAAUACGAUCUGUCAAAUUGACAAAAUGCAUACAUAUUCGAGUGUUAGACCUCUUUUGUACCUUAAUAACAUUUUCAGGUCAAGAUGAUGGGCCCUUAUAGUAAACUCGGUAAACAGUUCUUUUGUUUUCAGUAAGCAAUCGUUUUGAAACUAAAAAUACAGGAUAAAAACUUCGUUUAAAUCCUCGCCGCGCGUCUCCCCCGAUAAUGCUGUUGUGUGAAUUAACAUGCGCCUUAUACGCCAUCGGUUUUUUCAUUGGUUCGAAUUCUUAGCGUACAUCAUUGUGACAGGUCUGACGAUUAUCCAUCGAAAACGUACCUUCACAUUAAACUGCCUUAUACAGUAGAUGUCAUAACUCAUGAAAUGUUGGCUGAAAUUCUGAAAUGCGCUUCCGACUCAAAAAGAUUACUUAAGUAGAGUUAUAAUAGUUAUCACCAUGCAGCAUACUCCCAAGAAAUUUCAGUUACUUCGGGAUGCCAGCCUUUGAGCAGACUUCUUUCCGUCUGCUUGCGAACACUGAACUCUGCGAAAAACGACCACUUAAGUGGUAUGCAUUUUCUCAUUGAUUUUCGAUAUCCUCAUAAAUUCAAUUAUAUUUCCUAUUAAAAAUGCAUAAAACACUCAUUACGUUACUCAUUCGGUGAAAAAUGACGUCUUCUUCCAGUGUUAUACCUGAAGAAAGGGUAUAAUUAUGUUAAAAACGUUUUCAAUUUCCAAAUAAAUUUGAACCCGACCUGCCGUUACGCUUGCAUUCAGGGUUUCCAACUUACAAGCUGUAUAUUUACCGUGUACGGACAAUCAUACAUUUCUGUGCGCUUUUGAGAGGAGACUAUAUGGAGUUCAUAAAAUUUUACAGUGAGUUUGAGCUACAUUUUAAACUUUAUAAGCAACAUCAGUAAAUGCAGAGGCACGAUGGUUUAUGAACGGGCAUUUCGCGGUCUUAAAAAAUCCAUAAUUAGAACCUUUUUUAAAACAGAAUGAUACCCUUCCUUCAAGUAUAAAAUUUGAGGAAAACGUAAUUUUCUAUCAAACAAGUAAAAUACUGAGUAUUUUUAUGCGUUUUUUCUACGAAAUCUAUUUGAAUUUAUAAGGACAUCGAAAAUCAAUGCGAAAAAUGCAUGCUACUAAAGUAGUCGUUUUUCACAGAGUUUUAUGUUUGCAGGCAGAUGGAAAGAAGCUAGUUCAAAGGCCGGCAUCCCGAAGUAACUGCAAUAUCUUAGGUCUAUGCUGCACGGUGAUAACUAUUACUACCCCACUUAAGUAAUCCUUUCGAAUCGGAAGCGCAUUUAAGAAUUUCGGCCAACAUUUCAUGAGUUAGCACACCUACUGUGUGUUUUCCUAAAAUCAUCGGACAGUCAUGACGCACACCUGCUCAGGAGCCGGCGCGUACUGGCACCGACGCGAGUUUUCAUGUCCACGGCCUCUUUUUUGCAGAUGACUGAACGCUAAAUACCACGACAGGAUAUGUUGCGAGGCGUUUACCUUUUUGCCUCCGGUCUCCCAACGCUUUGAUCAACAGUUAACACAUAGGAGACAGUGGUAAUCCAUCAACUGUUGCCAGACGAUGAUUGCAACGAGAUCCUAAUAAGUGUCAACGGAACUCGCUCAUAUCAGUGGACAAACUCGUGUGCCUUGGAUGCGCCAUAAAAAGAAACGUCAUGAUCAAAAACAAAAUCGCUUAUUGAAUUUCCAAAGUCGGCCAGGCCUUUAAUGGGCUGCUACAGUUCGUUACGAAUUGCCUCGUCAGCCCCCACAAUACGACACAAAGGACUACAGGGUUGUUGCUCUGACUGAGCUCUUGCACGAGGCAGAGACUUGGACUUCAUAUGAAAGCUAAAAAAGGAGACUCAACCAUCUUCACCUUGGGUGCCUCCGAGGAAUACUGGAAUUUGAAAUGGUGGAAAGGGAUCAGUGGCACUGAAAUUAUUGAAAGAACCGGCGUCUUCAAUAUUCACGCCAGGUUAAGGCAGAUAAAUUGCGACGGAGUGACUACAUCUUGAGGAUGAUUGAGAAGCGCUACUCAAGCGGUUCUUUGACGACGUGGCUACGGAUGCUCGCGGACAAGGCGGAAAAAAGCGUCCUUGAAGACCUCCAUCAAGCAUAUGCACCUCAACACUAAGGCCUGCGGAAACCUCGAACAGAAUCGGUAGGUGUGCCGAACUGCCGUAAAGACUGGAGCAGACAUCCUCGAAGCCAACCAACUAGCGGCGAUGUAGGCGAGAACAGUGGAUGGCGGGACCGGAGCGUCGCGGUCGAACUACAUGAGCACCCGGUGCCUUCCAUUGUGUCCACAUUGUCAACGGACUUUCAAAUAUAUUUCGUAAAAAACGCUCAAAAAUACUCAUUAUUUUACUCAUUCGGUGAAAAAUGACGUCUUCUUCCAAUGUUAUACUCGAAGGAAGGGUAUGAUUUGGUUUUCAAAAAGUUUUUAAUUGCGAGUUUUUUGAUACCGUGAAAUGCCUAUUCAUGAAACAUCGCGUCUCUGCAUUUACAAAUGUUGCUUGUAAAGUUUUCACCAUGACUCAAACCCACUGCUACAUUUUUGAAGCCCGUGUGGUCGCCUCUUAAUACCGUUGAGAAAUGUAUGGUUUUCCGUUCGCGGAAAAUAUACGGCAUGUAGUUUUGAAACCCUGAACGCAAGUGUAACAGCAGGUGGGGUUCAAAAUUAUUCGGGAAUUGUAAAAGUUUUUGAAAACCCAAUUAUGCCCUUCCUCCGAGUAUAAAGUUGCAAGAAGACGUCAUUUGCUACCGAAUAAGUAAAAGAAUGAAUAUUUUUGUGUACGUUUUCCAUGAAAUAUAACUCAAUUUUUGAGGGCGUCGAAAAUCAAUGAGAAAAAUUCAUGCUACUUAAGUAGUCACUUUUUGCAGAGUGUGGUUUUCGCAUGAGGCGGAAAGGAGUUCGUUGGAAAGCCGGCAUCUCGAGGUAGCUGAUUUAUUAUAGAAUUAUGCUGCACGGUGAGUAAUAUUACAAUCCUACUUAAGUAAUCUUUCUGAGUCGGAAGCGCAUUUCAGAAUAUCGGCCAACAUUUCAUGACUUAGCAUGCCUACUGUACAUAAAUGGACGUUUUCUAAAGCGGCCUACAUGUAGCCGGACCGUCUGCGACACCAGCGUGUGUUUGCAGGAUCAGGAGAUCGAAUGCCGAGUCGGACGGUUUGAAACUUUAUGAUGAGAAAAAGGCCAGACAAGGACAGCGGAGCAAUUGUAUGCGGUGAUACUUUUGCCUCAAGCCAUCACCUUUAUGCUGGUAAGAUACCUCGGUGUUUCCGGACACUAUCAGAGACAUAUCUUGCCACAUUCGUUAAUUGGCUACCGGGCUGGCGCACCGCCCCCUUUUCAGUUCCAGUAAAUCAUUAAACCCUUCAGUCCAACGCUUUUGAGCUACUGGCAACACUCCUGAGUUAACGAUUACUUGUCUUUACCCAUCGGUAAAAGUGAGAUGUAGAUCGAGCUCUAAAGCAAAAGUAAAUGCCAAUUUCUGUCCAGGACCUCGACUGGAUCAGUAAACACCGUUGUCAUUCGACAAAGGGAUUUACAGUUUGUUCAAUUACCCAUUAAAAUGUUGUCAAUUUCCCUACGGUUUGUAAUUCAUGAGCUAUCAAAGUUUGUGUGCCUAAUUUUUGAAUCACUGACGUGUAAUUAUGUCCUUAGAGAGUAACGCCAUUAAAGGAAGAUGCCAGAACACCAAGAAAUUAGUACCGUCGGGUGUUGGUGUAAGAUUCCUUGUCUCGUCUGGCUCUCACCCAACCCGAACAUUGCCCAUGUAGUCGUUAUCUAUUCCGCUCUGGUCACCAGUUUGGCUCUUUUAUGCGUCCCACUUUCCGCUACGAUAAAUGCACGCCCUCUCGUACUUUAGUCCGAUUGUUAUUGAAUCUACAUUCAGUGGCAAUGGGGCCUACUAGCUCGUAGUCAGCCAAAGUGUCCCCAAAACUUGAUCGCUCUCUAGGUUUCAGUGUGACCUAUUAACAGGCUACACUGGUCCCGACAACAAAGACAUCCGAUUCGUUUACAGACUGACCAUAGUGUUGCACGGCUUGUUAGCAUAAAAAGGAAACCCGCCCACCGCCGAACGAUUGCAAAGGAGUCGUCUCCUAUAACUACCAAAGAGUGGCCUACAGUUGCUUGAGAAAAUAAGCAUUUGUGAUUUCAGACAUAAAAAGCUUGAGGGCAGACAUGUGUCGGAAAUGCGGCCAUCUGACGAGACCUAGACUACCUUUUGCUCGUUAUAUUAGAUAUCUCCAAUUGAGCGCGUUUGCAGACACACCACCCUCAUAUGGCCCAUAUUUGUCAGACAGAUCUGCUCAUAGAAGUCCAACCUGACGCGCCUGCUUGUACUUUGGUAAAUUAUGCCUGUGUAGACCUUUCGACCCUCAUCUACAGUGAGGUUCUUUUCCACCCUCCGACCCCACUUUCGUUGUUAUUUUAACGUUGUCCCCAGUCAUGCGUUUAGUAAGGUGCAUUGUAUUCGCUGCCAAAAUUCAUCAUUGGCGGUUUUGAUUUUGAAUUUGUAUGUUUAAGGGGAGGGGGGAUACUGUUAUUCAGGUUAGCCGCAAAAACUCAUUUCAGACCUUUUUUACCUGGACAACCAAAACCUCUUGGUUGGCAUCAAUUACUUGUUUUGACUAUAAAGAAAAAUGUAAACCCAAAAGCAUGAUCAGAGGCAAAGAUAUUAUACAUCCUUUUAAUGUUGCCUCGUAACAUUCGAGACCUUUUGAGAGCUCCCCCCAAUUUCUAACUGGGGUUUCGGAUAGUAACCUGAAAACGCUCCUCAUCACACUGAUUUCACGACGAUCACCUUUGGAGAAAAGUGCCUAUUAAGAAUCUGCUAGUGGAGGCACUUUCUUUUUGUCCAGAUAUUUUCGUGUAUAAAUUAGGUGACCAAACUGAUAAACCGUAGAUAAUCAGGCCCAGGUAUCUCAGACGUAAUGCAUUUCAUUUAUGAGCCCAACGCGUAUGCAAAAGACCUUUGCUCGCUCAGAAUAUGUUUUUGUAUCACUUUACCUGCGAAAAGAUGACAAGUUCAAACAUACCUCGACACCACUUUGUAUUCUGGCGAUUUCCUGUGCUGCUAACCCUCCUACAACAAAUCUGCCCAUUCUUGCAUGUUUCUCUAGAAAGGAGCUGUUAACCUACUCGUUUGCCACAAGACGUCUGCUAACUUAUGACUUACUUUCUUGGUCCGCUCAAAUUAGGUGAGACGAGAUACGAAUAAGGGUGUUAUUUUCAGAUAGGCGGAAGUUUGGCUUUUUUGACAUUUCCAGUUAGUAAGUGCAUGUAGUCAUAUGCCCGGAGAAGCCGUAAUAGGGUCAACAGGAAAUCUUUUGUUUGAACACACCCGAAAUGUCGAGACUUGCACAAAUGCCGCACAGCCGACUACGAAGAAGUUGACCAGUAAAUGUCCAGUUAAAUUUGUGGGUACAUGGUAAGACGUUCUCGUGCUAUUCGGUCUCCGUUAGUAUGUGACCUUAAAACGGAAGGAAAUCGCUUUACUCGUUUGAGAGACAUUUUAGUAAUGUAUUUAUGUUUGCAGGACGGAGUCUAUAACUACGCGAAGAUGGUGAAUAAGGGCUCCAAAAUAAAGAAAAAGAAGUUGGUUUUUUCGUUUCCGGCAGAAAACUUGCCAGUGUGACGUAGACUCUAAUCUGCAAAAUACUCUAACAAAACACUUUUUGGAUACAAAUUAUUAAGGAAGACCAGCGCACGGUACUUUAUUGCAAGAGAUAUUCUCCUGAUAUUCCGAAAAUCGCAUGUUUACGAUUAUGUCUGCUUAUUAUAUUCCGCUUUCUUUAGUCAUUGAUCGAAUUCUCUACAUGUAUCCAUAUGGACGGUUUUAUUGCCGGGACUCUUCUAACUGUGAGACCAAAAUAGUUCCACUUUAUAAUCGAUUGCACCUCGGACAAUGCAAAAACGGACAAUUUACAUCGAGUCCUCAUAAAACUACUUUAAUAAACACCAACCAGUUAACUGAUUGCCAUGGAGUACAUUACAGUAGGUGACCUAACUCAUGAAAUAUGUCUAGGUUAACGAAAAAUCACUACCCUAUCUGAAACCGGUUUGAACUCAUCCAUCAAAAAGAGACUUCUAAUGAACAACCUCCGGAUAAACGGAUACCUUAGAUAAGUAAUUCACAUACCGCUUCGUUUAUUAAAAAUAAUUAUUUUCCUAAGGAAAGCGAGAAUACCGAAAACUCGAAAAUUCCUGCCGUGAGCGAGACGGACUCCUGUUUCGGUCCUACGUUUCUGCAGUACAGCUGGUUGUGGACUAUCAAUCCGAAACACGUAGAUCGCCGAUAAAGCUCACGUAUUGUUUAUGGACUUUGUCUUGUAAUUACGGAGCAAUUCGCGUUUAACUACGUCAGAGCAUUUGUCCUAAUACAGCGGGAAGUCGAUAAAAAGUAACUUGACUUUGAGGGCAGCUUUUAAUCGUCUUUGACUUGUCAGCAAAAAUACUUUGGGGGUGAAUUAAGUUUUUAUUUUGCGUCGUAGUUGUACUUAAACAAUGACAGUAGCAGCAAAAUGUAAGCCUCAAUUUUUCCGGCUGGUUAGCGGGGGUCGAAUGAACUGCUCAAAUAGCUUAACGUCACCCUACGCGUGUUACCUUUGAAUUCAUAACUUUUUUCAAGUACUAAGUGCGAAUAUUUUAUUCUGCCACAGCCAUUUCAUGCCGGUUGUGUUGUAUAGUUUGCCGCUGGCGGUAACCGUCUGAAGGAUGUUUUGGACCGCCAAGUCGAAAAUCGAUCAUAGGGGUCUACACUGUUGUCAGAUGUUGUUCGCGAUAAAAAUCACCGGAAAGGAUCACAGAUAAGGAUCACCAGAAACAUUGUUUUCAGACUGAACAUUCGUUUUUUAGAAAAGUGUUUAUUAAAUGUUCCUCUCAUUGAGGUGCAAGCCAUCAGAAUUAGACGCAGGCAAGUAGAUAUUUAGAGCUGUUAUAUUUGUCCUUACUUGUGCGCCUUUUGUUUUUACGUUUUUUAGACCACAAAAUGAGCAACGAGUUUUACCCUUCUCUGAGACCAUAUGUUCCCAACUGGAAGAGCAAUAUCGGAGGGCCGUGGAGUUCGGAACCUGGGGACAGAAGUUCGAACUGCCUUCAGAGGAGAAUGAGACCGUCUCCGACUCCUUCAUAUUCCACAGUCCACAGGUAAGGUUCCAGUUCUGAUACGUUCGAACGAAGAUAUGGAAGCAUGACCGUGUGACAAAAGACAUUUUGAUAUCGAAAAGUCCGCUGCAAAAACUGCAGCUUUAUCGCAUUUUGAGAAGGCUUUCUAACCCUAUUGGAAGAGCUGUUUCUUUAUUUUCUGGCAUUCAAAGAAAUUUUCCCCAAUAGAAGGUCUUCAUAAGAAAGUUCGUUACUAUCCUCGGCGUUCUAUCGUCUUUUACCUCCCCCCACCUCACGCAUAUGUGAUAAAAAUAACCAGAAUUUAAAAUGUCAUCUCUGCUUCCAGUAGGUUUCUUCGUCAAAAGAAGAAAAGCUGGGGAGGGUAAUUUACUAAGAGCCACAAAACCACUUUUGAGAUUCUCAUGCUUCGGUUCCGCUGCCGUGACAUGAGGAUCGCCGUCCUCUGGAGGUUUACACAGUGGCAGGCCAUGCGUUCUGUUGGUAAAUUUCGCUGACUUGGCGUCCCUAUGUUAAUUCUUUAAAGCGUGAAUACGUAAAGUGAACCAGUUCUUGCUGCUAGUGGCCACCCAAGGAAGGCUGUGAAGCUGGGUCGUUGAUCCCCGUUUGGCCGUACACAAAGGACGGCUCAUGCAUCCCAGUCACCGAACUUGCCACAUACUCACCUCUACGCUAUUUAUACCCCCACUUUUAUUUGGCGAUCAUUGAAGGCUGAUCUCGGCUUUCAUUUUUAUUACUGGCUGUUGUAACCCGUACUUGCAUACUGAACUCCGGCGAAUACCUCCUGACUUAGGGUCACCUGUGAUCUGUGGAAUUGUUACGCAGAACGAUUCGCCAGUCUAUCCAAGCCUAAGGUCUAUAAGUCGUAAACAACAGGUUUACCGGAACCAGUGAGACAGUGCUAUAAGUUGGUAGAAAUUAAAUAGAGUUCAUAAUAGCCAUGAGGAGUUGCCGCAUGCGCCAUCACCCUCUUCUGCGGAUCGCAGUAAUCAUUUGCCAGCUCUCUUGACUUAUAGCCCGAAUUUUGACCAGUUUCACGCAUACAUUCUGUCCCUCAUGGGGGUGCAACGGCCACAGUUACUCACGAAAACCGUAAGUUGAGGCAAUCAUUGGCGUGCACAGCUUGUUUCAAUUUACUUAUGUCGGACCUAGUUUAUCGAAAUUGCUUAACAAUACUGCUUUUCCAGUUUGCUUUGGAUAACCUGCAAUUUUUUAAUGUACGAUGUCUAGCCGGUUUAUUGCGAUAUUUCCCUCCAACUAGUCGAUGAUCCAAUACCGCACCUACCCUUUCCUGAAUGGCAUUUCGGAGUUGCAGAGCUCCUUUUCACCAUCAGGCUACGAUGAGGCGAGUCAUUUGUGUAUCCUACAUCGCGGCCUGCAUGCCGAUCUGCAAAGCCAACUUCCCGAAGGUGAUCAGCGCCCCGUCGAGCACUUAGUUUUUGUUGUGCAUGGCAUCGGCUCCAUCUACAAUCUUCGCGGUGAAGGCCUUGUUGACUGCGUCAAUGAUAUGCGGUUAGUCCCUUUGUUGUCCUCCGUGUCUUCCCAACUGAGCGCUCCAAUCUGAUCUUUUUUCCCAUGGUUAUAUGCCCACUCGAGCCUCCUACCGUGCCUUACUAUUUAUGGGCGUUCUACCGUCAUCCAAGUUCUGUGUUAGUUCUCUGUUUUGGAAUACCGAAAAUACUCUUUUUGCUGCAGACAUGUUAAUAUAACCCUCAGACUUCAUUAUCUUUCUUGAAUCACAUCCAUGCAGAAAUGAUGAACCACUCCUCUUCCGUCAAUCCGUUCCACCUAAAUGCACCGACGAAGAUGAAUAUUGGGAAAUUAUUGUAUUUAAGGUCUCCAGUGAAGUUAGUGAGCAAUAAGGCGCUGGCUGUAGGACUCAACAUAUUGGCGAGUAUGUGUAUCCAGAAUGUCAUUACUGACAAGGGAGACAGGAAUGACCACUUCUGGCUUAUCGGUCGUCGUCAGCCAACCAUGCCCAACCCCGAGGUCUGCAACCUGGGGCUCGAUCACGCGACUUGCAGGUUAGAAGUCCAACGCCCUGCCUACUGAGCCAUGGUCUCAUUGCUCUGUCGGUUGCGAUCGGGUAUAUACAGUGGUAGAGGGAUGCUUACUGGUCGCGAUACGAGAUACAAUCGUCCCGCUUUGUACUUCGGGGCUCAGUCUCGAGGCCUGCCACAGCCGCACAACGGAUGAUGAUGCAUACAGACAGAAUAGAAUUAACGACAAGAAGAGAGACUUGAGUGGCCAUUUCUGAUAUAUUAACUGUCAUCAGCCAGCCAUAUCGUCAGCUAGCCGCUGUGCGGUUGUUGGCAGGUCUCGAGUUUGAGUCUCAGGGCACAAAGCGGGACGUGUUUCCAGUAUCGUGGCCUUGAGCGUCUCUCUACCAUUGACGGGUCAGUUUUAGACGACCCUUGAAUCGGUAUGCCUGCCUCCCUAACACUUGAACCCGUAGCUCAGACUUCCAGUCACGACCACCGACCAUAACAAAUUCGACUAAUAUUUGCUAGAAUGUGGGGCGUCGAUGACACCUUCUGAUUUAUGAUAUCGCGGAGUAACCUUUCUCCAGUCCCACUAAGGCGCCUCUCUCAGGAUGCCGAUGUUAGUUCUGACUGGUUUUGUUUGGCAAGAUUCCUUUCUGCGUGUGGUGGUAAUUUAGGUUGAAUUUUCUGCUGCCCGUGGACAAGAAGUCACUUUUGAUGGUACCAUCGACCUUCGAUAAGUCCUCCAGCCCACCCGAACCCCACCCUCCAGACGUCCAAAAACCUACUCUAACCACCACUCACUGGACGUCGUUUGAGUGGGCGGCUUUUUGGGUGGGUGGUUUUACUUCGAGUCUGGAUUCGAGCAGGGACUUUCCCAUUUACUCCUACAGUCCGCCAUUUUAGGGUUCCUGGGUCGUGUUGGAAAUCGGCGAGUUAAUUCCCAUUAAACGACGGCAUCGCUCACUAUGGUUAAUAUUGCCAUAGCCUAUGGUCACUUCAUAGGUAACCGGUUUACCAGUUUAGUGUCCAGCCGAACCUGAAAACUUUACUGCUGCAUGGUCAGAACCCAUUUUUUCGUCAAAUUCGAGCGCCUUAAGUACAGUGAUUUGACAAAUAGUAUCUGGAGAGUCAUGAGAUAGCGAACGAACAAGUCGCAUCCAUUUUUUCUUUGUCAUUAGACAAUCCCGUAGCCCGUGCAUAGGCCAAACCUUCCUGAGAAAUCGAUUCUACCAGGUCCUCUGAGCUGCGGCCCUAUUUUUGACAGGUGCUAUUUCGUCUUACUGUACGCCGACCUUUACUGGUAGCAAUAUAGAAUGUCAAGAGGGAGAGCUGAUAAGUAUUGUCUAAAAAUUCCAAAUUUGCGAUGGUUCUGUGUACAUCUUCCUAUGCUUGCCAGACGGACGGCCGAGUCUCUGAUGGCGAGCCACUUUCCCUCGGCCAGCGGACGAGUUGAGUUCCUGCCGGUUCAGUGGCAUUCAGCCCUGCACUCUGAGGCAACUGGCAUCAAUAAUCAGCUGAAGCGUGUCACCUUGCGCAGUAUCCCCAAGUUGCGCAACUACACCAACGGCACACUGACUGACAUCCUCUUCUACACCAGUCCAAAGUACUGCCAACACAUCACUUACACCGUGUCAUCUUCCAUAGCACGCCUCAAGCGUCUCUUCUUGCAAAGGAAUCCAAACUUUGCUGUGAGUGCUUUGCCCUAAAAUCGUCCCACCCCUCGUUUGCAUUGUUUCUUGCCCAACCUGACCAGAGUGCUUGCUAUUCUCUCGUAUGCCGCCUUUAACCCCUGUGCACAUGGUUCACCCUAUGCUUACACUUUCUGCUGGGUUGUAGCAAUCGUCGCCAAUAAGCUAGCUACCGCUCAACCUUUGUCCCCCACACUAUCGAUUUAGGCCUCGACCUAGUGGGCAGAUGUCGUUGGUGACCUCGUCUUUGCCCUUUUCUGACUACCCGUGGAAACUCUCUGUUGCGAGGUUAUGAAAAUGGGGGCAGUUCAAAAAUUUCUAGUAUCCGUCAGGAUGGUGAUGGAGAGGGGAGUGCAGUAGAUGCUGCGCAAGUCGACGUCACUAUGAACUGGUCCAGGUGAAAGCCACCGGUGCUGCGCUCGUUCUAUGGGGCAAACGGUGGACGUCGUUCACAACGGUCGAAAUGUCACAUUCUAGCAAUAUUUUUCCAAUAUUUCCCAAAUGCUGAAUUUAAGUUUAUUCUCACCCAUUUGGAGACUUCUUGGUGCCAGGAGGAAACGAACAUCAUCCACUAAACUUAGGACCCUGUAGAUGAGCCCUUCACUAUCUCUGGAAGGUGACUUUUUAGAGACUACCGUUCCACUAUUUUUGAGCUCACACAGACCAGAAAACAUUGUCCCUUGCAAUCUAUCGUAUUAUAAUAAAGGAUUAUGCUUAGGUGAACACACUCUUCUACAGGGCACGCUGUCAAUCAUCGGACACAGUUUGGGCGCGGUUAUUGUGUUCGACCUGCUCUCGCACCAGCGUCACUUUUCUGAUGGCGGCGGUGGGGGAGAUGACGUUGACAAUUCACGUCGAGUUGGCGCCGGGGAGGAUGAGGAGGGUUCUGAGCCUCAGUCGGGCUCAGCACAAUCCGAAAACGAUGACUGGUCGCUGGUGGCUGGAGACAGAGCCGAAGAUGAGUCCGUAAUAGAUAGACGCGACUCACCCGACGUCUUCAUUUCAUCAGAGGGGGCAGAGGAUCUGCCGAGAGGUGUAUUGGAUAAUCUCCGCCGGAGGCUGGCCAAGGCAAAGUUGUCUGACGAGCAGCUCCGACUAGUCCUCAACGCCGUUGCUAAGACCAACCAUCAGUCCUCCUCGGCGGGCGUUGGAAUGCCCGUGUUUCAGUACCCACAGCUUGGUUUUCCAGUCUCGGCCUGCUUUCUUCUCGGAUCACCGCUGCCCGUAUUUCUCACGGCUCGAGGAAUUGACAGACUUCCAAACGACUAUCGGCUGCCCACUUGCUCUGCCGUGUUCAAUAUAUUCCACCCCUUCGAUCCAGUCGCCUAUCGCAUGGAAACAAUGAUUGUGCCCGACUUCAAGGUACUUCCCAAUAACUUGUGUUCUGUGUGAUUUGCUGAGAUUUUUCUGUGAUUCCCCUUAUACACACUUCUUUUUAGUUUUGUAUUCCACACCUUAUAACAGCCCGGGUUCAAACAGAAUUGACGUUUGGCAUGACUCUUGGGAGCCCAGCAGCUCCUGAAAACUGCUGGCUGCAUGACUUUAUUGGGAAAAGCAAUGUCAAAUAAGUUGCUGAGGGACGGAUAUCGUCUCCACGACUUCUACAAGUUACGUUGGUACCGUCAGAGGGGAGGGACCGGUAGGUUGUCUAAAAUGGGAAGAUUGCUCUUGAACGAAAAUAUGACUCGUAGUCGGCGGGCAUUCUGACAUCGGAACCUUAAGUUGACAUAUCUUAGCCUCCGAGCUCGUGCUAAUUGAUGAAAUCUGUUGCUUCUAUAGACCAGGCCAGAGAUUUGGCAGCCAAUUGGAGUUCCUUUUUGCUAUUCACCAGGUACCAACACAAUUCAAGAAUAUUCUUGAGAUGUUGGAUCUAGAGUGGGCCGUGUAUUUUGUCAUAAUCAUCUUCCAGGUGUUCGACCUGUCUCUUGACUUUCCGAAUCACACACGGGGGGAUUCGCAUAUUUGCACUUACGCGGAACAAACAUUUUUCUUAACUAGAGCGUGGUUGUCGUUUAUCAAUCAAGAGUACAGAGCAUUCUUGACCUGUUGGACCUUUAUGCCUUUACUAGAACCCUCUAAGACAAAAUAGGCGCCUGUAUUAGUGAAGAAUAAAUAUUAACGAAAAUCGGGGACACUUGGACAGUCAUUUUUGACUUACUAGCUGUCGUUGGUCUGUUAUGUACCAACCCCACGUUCGUAUAACCUGGCUGACGACGACGACUGGUAAGCCAGUAGUCACCAUCCUGUUUUUCAAUCUCUGUCGACAUCUAUUGUACAUGUCUACUAACAAGUUGUAAGUGAGCCAAUUUUGACCUUAAAAUGUCUGGGUCUGUGUGUUUCGCCUCUAAUAUCCAACAAAUAGUGAAAAUGAAGACAUCUCUUUAGGUUAGGGAUGUAUUUCGUCCGAGCCUAUAUGGAGGAACAUUGCUACGGGAGCUGAUCCUUUUUGUGGCUUGCUUAUACUCUUUCUGCCCUGUAAAACCCUCAAAGUAAUUGUAAUAUGUCCACCUAACCCGUUUAUCUCUUAAUUAUGAUAUUUUUAAAGUGCAACUUUUGUUUUACGUACGUCGAUAUCCGAAGACCAAGGCAGUUCAAGUCCAAUCUUAUGAGCAUGCACGAACCCUUCUAAAGCAGUAUUCUUCCCUACAGUUUGAUGCACAACCAUCUGGCCCCUGUUCUCCACUAAAACUUUUACACCUAUUUGUAGAGGCUCGGAAAGCAGCUAUAUUAGUUGUUUAUCACAUGCUUAGGUGUCAGGAAGUAGGUUAAAUCGAGGGAUGAUAGUCAAGAAUCGUACAGUAUAAAUGGCAGAAUUUCAUCAUGGCUGACCACCCUUUUAUUAUAAAGAGUUCACAAUCCACGGAUGUCUUGCUGCGAAAACCAGUACGUCCGGCCUCAUUCAGAACGUUAGGUCGCUAGAUUGGAUACAUCACCAAUGCACUUGGCCUUAUAAGCUUUUUUAGACCAGCAUGGCUGUACGAAAUGAGUUACUUACACGUAUGUAUGUGUGUGUAGAAGUAAGGAAACCCGGUAGAAUAACAUGCUGGCUUGAAAAGAAUAUAUACAACUUCACAUGUAAGUGGUUUUAAGCCAUCUAUCUUGACCACAGGACGCAUUGCUGGGGCUUUAAAGUUUCUUUGGAAAUCUCAAUCCACGGUCUAUGUAUGCAGUUGCAAUAACCGGAAUGAAUGCCGACAGAGCCGAAACUAGCUGAUGACGGCAAAUAGACCAAAAAUUUAAUUCCAAUCUCACCGCUGUCUUUAUCAGGCACACUCAUCCUAUUGUUUGCUUUUGCCAAUGUUUUGCUAGUGCGUCGUUGUUGUUUAGCACCAAACGCAGCCAAAAUUCUCCCGCAAACAUUACUUAUGGCAUCAAUUUUCAGGCUACCCUUCCCCCGGAUCGGAAUCAUCUGCUGGACUUUGCCCUGCGCCUAACUGACUGUCAUUUUGCCCUAUGCUGGGCAUUUUUGCAUAGACAUCGUCUACCUUCACAAAAGUGCAAUAUCUUUGCAUGCCAGCUAAACUUACAUCUAAACCUAUUAUGAGGUCAGAUGACAUAACCAGCCGCCAUUUUUGAUUUCUUUACCAGCCUUGCGCUGUCCUAAUGCCGCACCACAAGGGUCGAAAGCGACUCCAUCUGGAGCUGAAAGACAACUUGGCACGCGUGGGUGCCGACAUCAAGUCGCGUGUCUACGAGUCCCUGCGUUCUACAUGGCGCACCCUGCAGGAGUUCGCCUCUGCGCACAUGACGUAAGUAGCACUCAGCCUCGCAUAUUGGCACUUGACUUUCUGCAGUUUUACCAACAAGCCUGUCGUGGCGUUUUCUUGACGUUCCUUACCGUUCACAGUUGACUUUGCUUAGGGGAGAGUGUCGGUGCACUCGGCAGAAGAGUUAGGAUGAAGUCUUGGUUCGACCUUAAGGCACUAGGUUCAUUACUGUCCCGGAUUAGACACAAUUGUGAAUUGAGCCUGCAUUUGCUUACAGUGAAGUAGACUUAGGCACCAUCUACUUCACCCUCUUUUUCCCCACCCGCCGUGUUUCAAGGACAACGCGCAGUCCAGACGAGCAGAGACGGGCGUUGGUGCAGUAACUGACAAAGCUACGUAGGCUGUGUUUUCAUGCCACACCUAACCUGUUUCCAAGUUGCGUCUAAAUCGGGCCCCAAUUAAAGAUUGGGGAUGUCAGACCUCAUAUAAAAAAGCUUGCAACGAUAGUAGCAGUAAGCAGUCAUUACGGCUUGCGCUGCGGUCGCGAGGAGAAUUCCCUUACUUGGCAGUCCAGGCUUGGCAACGUCUCGAGAUUGUUGGGAAGCGCAUUUCCUCGUUUAUAGUGAUGGAAGUGCGCAGUGGAUUCUAACUCGACUGGCCGCCUGCUGCUUGCCACACAUACGGACAGGAAGAGAAAGAAUUGCAUGUUUUUAUUUUAACCAGGGAUGCAUCCCUCCCGCAGGCGUUCAAAUGUUUAAAACAGAUUAUCAGUCCCGGCUACGUCAGACGUUGUGUGUUUUUACUGAUACCCAACGCGUUAUACUCACGCAGAAUAUGUUUUUGUACCACUUUACCUGCGAAAAGAUCACAAUUUUAAGCAUACCCCGAUACCACUUUGUAUUCCGGCGAUUUCCUGUGCUGCUAGCCCUCCUAAAACAGAUCUGCCCAUUUUUGUAUGCUUCUAUAGAAAGGAGUUGUUAACCUACGUGCUUGUCACAAGACGUCUGCUAACUUAUGCCUUAAUUUCUUGGUCCGCUCAAAUUAAGUGAGAGGAGAUACGACUAAGGGUGUUAUUUUCAGAUAGGCAGAAGUUUGGCUUUUUUGAAAGUUCCAUUUAGUAAGUUCCCGGGGAAGCAGUAAUAAGGCCAGCAGGAAAUCCUUUGUUUGAACACACCCGAAAUGUCCAGACUUGCAGAAAUACCGCACAGCCGACUGCGAAGAAGUUGACCAGUAAAUGUCCAGUUAAAUUUGUGGGUACAUGGUAAGACGUUCUCGUGCUAUUCGGUCUCCGCUAGUACGUGACCUUAAAACGGAAGGAAAUCGCUUUACUCGUUUGAGAGACCUUUUAGUAGUGUAUUUACGUUUGCAGGACGGAGUCUAUAACUACGCGAAGAUGAUGAAUAAGGGCUCCAAAAUAAACAAAAAGGUAGUUUUUAUGUUUCCGACAGAAAACUAGCCAGUGUCUGUCAGGGACUUACCUGAACACGUAAAGCGCUUCACUUUCUUGCUGAGACUACUCUAGAAAGGACAGGGGACGUGGACAUUUGUCUGCAAAAUACUCCAUAAGUUAUUUUUGCGAUAUAAAUUAUUAGGAAGGGGUUUACUGUGAUCGGGGAAACCUAAUCGUUGUCCAGCCCACAAUAAUUUUAUCCAAGAGGGAUCCCCUGAUAUACAGAAAAUCUCAUGUUCACGAUUACUUUUAUAAUUUCCCAGUUUCUUAGUCAGUGACCGGUCUCUUAACGUGUGCCCCUGUAAAAGUUCUUAUUCCUGUGACAUUUCUAGCAGUGACGUCAAACGAACUCCUCUUUAUAGUCAACUGCUUCUCAAAUAAUGCAAAAACGGCAGACUUACUCCGAAUGCUCAUGGACUGGUUUUAAAAAGUAGCUAAGCACCACCCAGUUUACUGGUUGACUAGCUGUAUAUUACGUUGAUUAUUGAGGAAUAUUUAGUCCGGGGGCAAUGUAAGCUGUCUUCCGUAACGUUGGUGUGCUUACCCUGUGUUGUUUGCCCGGUUACUUGCGCGGACAAAUAAAGCUUAUCAACUCGACAAGAACUUUCGUGUUUUCUGUAUUUCUGUUUUUUUUUUACAUAAAAAGGUUAUUUCUAAGCAGUCUAACAUUGCUGCCAAUACUUCUUUUGUACUUCUAUCUGAGCACAGGUAAUUCACUAUUAAUCGGGCAGUUCGGUCGACUCCCAUCGACCCGUUUUACGAGUCACUAGGGCUUUUUUCAUGAAUAUACGCACAUUUAUUGAGUUCCGUCAAUUUCUGUAUUUUUCUUCACGACGCUCCUUUCGAAUAGGACAUUAUUUUCUAUAAUGUUCCAAAUGUCAGUUACGGGCACAGUUUGUCAACUUAUGAUGUCUACUGACCCCUCACGACAACGCGGAAUAUGCUGGUUCAUUGUAGUCUGCCUCAAUUGCAGUAGUCGUUUGGCAGUCAUAUUUAUGUACUUCGGUUGCUCACUAACUCCAACAUUUGUCAAAUGGUCACAAACCUACCAGAUGUGGCUGUUUAAACAGUGGUCUUCUUUCAGUGCCGCGUAGCCGCUAUUUCCUGUGAUGGAACCGCAAACUUCUACUUUUAUGUCACCAUGUUGCUGGCCUCCUUACUUGUUCAUUUAAUUAGAUUUCACAGUAAAGCCUUUUCCCCAUCAACAACUUCCGAGGUCGUCAGGUGGGCCACCCUGAGUCUGCUGAAUGACCAUCCCGGCUACAACACCCAAGUCGUGUUUAUUUAUGUUCUUAUGAGGUUCUAACUGCCUGGAAGUCCAAACGUCGCGAGCGCUGACGUCCUCCGGGUGCAGAUCGCUCAUUUAUGAUAGUUUUUUUGCGCGAUAAUUUUGGGUCUGCUUUAUGAACCACUGAAAAGUUUUGUGGAUUUUCGCUUACUUUCUGUGUUAGACAACCUAAUGUUGAGGUCAUUUUCGGUACCCAGCAUAAUUCUGACCCCAUAUGCCUCUCCUUAUCUCUCUCUUAGCACAGCACCCACUAACAGUGAAGUAUCGCCCACCAGCGAAAUUACAGAAGACGAGUCGGACGCCAUAAAGAGAGUUUUAUCUCGACUCACUGCCGGGGAGGAGUCGAGUGAUUCCUCACUGACAACAGCCUCCGUGGAACGCGAUGACGGGACGCAGUCGCCUGACGAUCCCAACCUCUUCUCAAGUCAGUUGAACCAAGGCCGGCGGAUCGACUUUGUUCUUCAGGUGCGUGGUCUUUUUUGCCGGCGAUGGAGCCUUGUAAACUUUGACUCGUUUGUAAGGCGACGAAAUUGCUUUCUAACCGAUUUUAUGCCGUGCUGAUUGCGACUCAGGCGCAUUUACACCAAUUCGUUCCUGUUAUUGUUACUUAGCGAUAUAAGUGCUGUGAUAGUUCGUGUGUUUUUGCGCAUCUUAAAUGUAUGGCCGCCGGAAGGCAUGUUUUAUUAUCUCUUUAUUCCAUUUCUUUGUUUUAGCUCUGAUAGUCUCGUAACUAGUGGCGAAUGCCGGUAUCGCAGUCCAGCUUUUUUACUAGGGGAUGAUUGCUGUCGUACCGGGGUAUUUUUUUACAUAUAUCUUAGCUCCCAGCUACCAGGUCAAGGAUCCUCUUUUCACUGCAUGAUACCAGAGUCUCUGGUGGUUUAAUGCCAUCCAGAGGACUAACGCACAUCGCAGCAUAGGCCACACCGGUCUGAUUCAGUCAUGGUUCCUAAGACGAAUUUUUCUCUGUUGAGAUUUUUUCGCAGCUUGCUAGCUAAAUGGCCCUACCGCAGAUAGCAAAGCCUUUCUGAUAAGUCAAGACUGACGAUUAGGGGGCUUUCAUGCCUUACCUUUCCCCGAAAAAUGGUGAGGAAAACAGUGUUGAAAAUGCAUUUGAUGCUGCAACAAGAAUACAUUAGCUGUGUAUAUAGUGAUAUGCACUAUUAGACGAAAAGCAUUACACAGAAUAUGGCUUAAUCUCACUAUCCAUGCUAGUAUCUAGUAUCUUGACAUGGGUUUUGAGUAGCGUCAACAACGCCGCAGAGUUUUUUUCACUUAUUACCACAAUUAUAUCGUGUCAAAUGGAGAUUUUUAGGCAGGUUUUUCGAACUCCAGAAUUUCCUCAAACGAUUUGCAAUGAAGCAGCUAGGACAGAUGGACCUCUAGCAGUCCCUCUAGGCAUAGCACCCGGCACUACGUAAUUGUCGAUAACCGCAGACACAAAGCAUGACUUACGCAGUGCCUCUUCUCAGGCGGAAUUGGCAUGAGCCGUUAGGCCUCUCAGAGCAAGCCAGAAUCACCAGGUGCAUCCCCACUCUAGUAACCUUUCUACAGAAAUUGGUGUCAAUGUAGUCUUCUGAUCGACCUCUCCUUCACUUUUGUCAACUCUUCACUGCCACGCAAACCCUCUUCAGCCAACAGCUUACGUUAUUUUUCUGCAUCUCACAGUGACACCCAACAGUGUCGGAGUCCAGAUGCUGAGGCAGUGACUUUAAUCGCGUGUCCUCAGUUACACUUGCUUACCUUGAAUCACUUGUCGUUGUGCACGCUUGUGUGCCUUCUGUAGUACCAUCAUACAAGUCUGUUUUGGCUAGACAUUAGCCCGUCUUGUGGGCUACAUGCCUCGCGUUGACUUUUGCCUUUGGAAUUUGCUUUUUCGAAUAGUUACUCGCCUGAUUCCAUGCGGCAUCUCAGGCGUUUUUUGCUUUGUAUGCAUAUAUACCCAAUUUGCAAUUACGAGUGAGCUUGUACGAGACGCCUGUGUUAGUUUGUCAUCGUUAGUACCGUAGAAUACCUCCUACUUAAUACGCCAGGUGGUAUCCACCAUGUCAUGGGCAGUGCUUGUUCAUACAUGGCUGCUUUCGUGAAGCCGAUGUUUUCUUUUUCUUCAACGAUAAAAACCGACAUUCAGGGACUGAAGGCCUCGACGAAUUUUGUCCACCUGAUUGCGAUGGUUUUAAGGCAGCAGUACUUAUGAAAGGAACGAUAGGAGCUAAAUCUCACUUAUUGUUACUAGGCAAGAUAGAACUAUGUCCUACACAAGUAUAUACACUCGUGAUCCUGUACUAAGAGGACUCUGUAAGGAAGGAUCGCCGCCAAAUCAUUAGACCUGUGGUACAGCUCAAUAGGCUUGAGACCAGACCCGUUCCUGGAAAGUACUAGAUCCUUACAAUCAGUAGAAUCUACAUAAAAUGUCACAAUGACCGGUGCAUUUGUACGACUAAUGGUGGUAUGGGAGUUGUUACCACCGGCACCGGUCUUCUACGAUUCGCAGACAGAAACGAAGGCCUGCAUUUUAAAUGUAGGUUAAUUCACUGAUUUUACAACGCCCAUUGUGCCCCGUCACCAUAUCACUAUUUUUUAAUCGUCUGGUGUUAUCAUUUUAAACGUUACUUAAGACGCAGUUGACAGUGCAGUCAUCGAAUAAACUAAAUGGAAGGAUCUUUGGAUUGUCUAAGUUCAGCGAAUAUUCCCAUGUUACAGUUGAAAAGCCAAUUUGGAAAAAUACGUGUUUUCGGUAACUUUUCAAGGGGACGCAGCAAGUGACCUACUAAGAAGACGUCUGAAGACAGCGAUCACUGGCGCUUUCCCCGCGGCGAACUUACGUGUGUUUCACGAACUCUCCCCUCCUACGCUUGGGAGGUAAAAACCGACUCCCGUUGUAGGCCAAAUCGAUGUGUGUUUACUCAUUCACUUACUUAUAUGGAGCGGGAUACAUUGGCCGUACAACGAGGCGCCUGGAAAAGAGAGUACGUGAACACAUACCGGCCUGACUAGGCAGAGGUGAAAAGAAAUCGAUCAAGAGUUCUAUUCUCGCACAUCUUGUCGAUACGAAUCACCGAGUCGACGCCAAAGAAGCCUUUCAGGUUGUCUACCGGACAUCAGCAAGCUUCUCCAGAGGCCUAAGCCAACGGGUGCUAGCUACAGCCGAGGCAGUGGCUAUAAGGCUAGCCAAUCCAGCGCUAUGCUGUCAGAAGACUCUGACACAGGCGCUCUGUCUUCCGUGGCCAACGCCGACCCCAACGUCGCCGCAACCUUCUGAUGGCAGUGGUGUGCACGACGUACCCGACGUACAAACAUUACUCACAGCCUACACCCCCCCCCCUCCCCCUUGACCCAAUAACCACUACACCCCGACCACGCCAUAGCACGCCUCGUCAUGCGAGUGGCGUGGGAACGAUGGGUUUUAAUAGCCCCUGAAUCACAUAUAAACCCUGUAACUUCGCAUAGUUUAAACUUCUAUGUAACCGCUUUGGCCUGAUGAAGAGUUACCGGAAACACGUGUUUGCCAAAUUGACUUUUAAAUGGAAGGUCCAAAAUGUAACACCCAUCCUGAAGAAAAUAUGUAAGUUUUUCAUACUUACUUUCUUCAGGUAGACGGUCGCAUCUUAUUAUCAACUUCUGAAAUGAUACUUUUUACCUUAUGUUCAUUUUUUGGACUACAGUGGUGUUGGGGGUUGUUGCGUUCACAGGACGCAAUGGAGCUUGGGGUUUGUUCAAAGGGGACCGGUAAUAUUUCUGCCAGUCAGACUAAACUAUUAAGAUUCAGGCCCCAACAUAGACUAAUCACUCAAGGGCUCCCCCCACUCGAGUCGACCUCCUUCAAAGCCUCGAUGCUAGGCUCUCUUACCAAUUUUGCCCACCUCUUCUAUGUGAGCUUUUUCCUCUCCCCGCUUAGGAGGCUCCUCUCGAGAGCCUGAAUGACUAUCUGUUUGCUCUGACGAGUCACGCCGUAUACUGGGAGUCACAGGACUGUGUCCUAUUCAUACUCUCCGAACUUUUCCGUGGCCCACAUCGGCCCACUUUGCUGUCGAUGUCUUCUUCCCUCCCCGCAUCAACUAAACUCUCUGCCGACAUGGUGUCUACUCUGGAGGGUGCACUCAUCGAUCAACCUACAUCCGUGGACAGCGGCAGCCAAGCAGGCAAUCCUCUGCCCAACUUAAGCACUGUCUGGCCACCAUCACGACAGCAACCACCAGCCGCCUUUGAGCCGAUCGUGCCGGUACCACGGCCGCCUGCUGUCGAUGACCCCAGCCAGACAACCAGAGCAAGCAGUACGCCAACGCCUACAGUUCGACCAUUGUCUGUUCCUACGUCGUCGCCUAUACCUUCGGCCUUCCAGCCAACUUCUACGGGUUAGUUUUCUCACCUGUAUGUUGUUUUUUACAUCUUGCGACCCGUUCCACUCGGAUGUAAUUCUCCUUCCAUUGAGAUGUUAUUGGUUAAAAUUGAAGCGGGUUGUUACCAGAAACCCUCUGAAAGACGAUGGGAGCUUUGACGAUCUGGCCAGUGCCGUUCCAUCAAAGCUAACGGUGGUCGUAGAAAUUGCAACUGGGACAGGGAAAAUGAGUUUAGCAUAUGCCACUGUCAUUUUCAGUGUCCAGCGAGGCGACACCCAUCCCCUGAGCUGUAACUAACGUCGGAUGGGCAACACUGAGCUCAUCUCUGACACGACAGAAAAUUAUUUGCUUGUCGUACACGAGAGAGCCAUCCUCGAUCUCUAUUACUUACGGAAAAUUAUUUGCCGGAAGUGAUUUGAAGUAGCCGUCAGUCAUGGAGUUCGCUGAGUUCAUUGUGCAUCGUCCUUUCCAUUCUAACCGCUCUCCGCUGGCGACGUUAGGUUCUCUGCAUGCCCUGGAUCUGAAGGGGGAUCAAGCGUCCAGGCUGACUCCUUUAGUUUGCGCCUUACAGAAGCAACGCAUAGCUGGCUUCUCGUUUAGGCUGACCAGCACUCACCAACACCAGCAGUUCAACCCCAACAUCCGACGCACUUCAUGGUUAUCAAUUUCACCAUACUUCCAACGCAGGCACUAGGCAGACCUUGAAGAAGGAGAAACGAUCGCUGGGACAAGAGCUUUAAUAGCCUGAUGUUUCGGACUCCUGCUCGAACCCAUCAUCAGAGACAAAGGCAGAUAGGGGUGGUGAGGAUGAUGGGUUCGAGCAGGAAUCCGAAACAUCAGGCUAUUAAAGCUCUUGUUCCAGCGAUCGUGUCUCCUUCUUCAAGACUACUUCCUGGGACUCGGCUCUUCGCUUCUAUUGGCAAUGUAUUUGGGCGCAAUGCGCUGCGAUCGGCCCGGCGAUGGGAAACCUUCGCCCUUCGGGAGGCCUCCAUGUAUUCGCAGGUCCGGUUUCUGCACAGGUGUCUCAACAAUAAUGUGUUACCGAAAUGUGUUUCAUACAAGCCCCCGGUUAACACGGAUUUGGUGAAGUCAAAAUUGUACUGAAACUUGCGGGUGUUUUCACCGACCAUGAUCUUCCUCCGUCGCGAGGGAUAAAGGCUGACCAGCACUCACCGCACCAGCAGUUCAACUCCCAACAUCCAACACACUGCACGGUCAUCAGUUUCACCAUAAUCCCAACGCCGACACUAGGUAGACCCCUUUUGCCAGUUUUUCGUGGCCGCAUGGCGCAACUGCAAUGUGCCCGACUUACCCAUACAUUAUUGAAUUUAACGGGCUUACUUUAUUGCCUGCACAUUAUUUCUGAAAAAUUUAAUUUUCACACAAAUCUGCCGGAAAAGCUAGAUAUUCCCUUCUUAGGUAUCGCCUGUUUGAGGGCAUUUAUACCUGGACUAAUUAGAUACGGCAUUGCACCUCCUCCGACUUAAAAUAGUUCAGUUAUUAUUGUUUAGUAGAAGCCCCGCACCGACGUUUAGUUGCACUAAAUGAGUCGGACUAAUCAUCCACGAGGUGUUUUCUAUCUCUUUGGGUCUCCAUGUAUUGGAUUAGGCUAUCAUAUCAUUUUAAUUUGCCCUUAUUCAACUCGUCAAGCAUUUCCUGAGACAUCUGUCUUCACACUACCGGUAGAAAUCGGUGGGACCCAGGCAAUCCCAAACGUGUGCCCUGGAACGGAGAUCCGGGACUAAUCGUACAAGGGACGUAAUGAGCUGCGGUUUUUUUCUCGAUUUUUGAACGACGUCUAAUGAAGUUCGUCAUUGUCAUUAUUGGGAGGCAUAGUAGCGUAUCAAAACCCUGCGUCCAUGUACAGUUUGGCAGCAGACCCGUUAACCGGUUGGCAUAUAUCCUCCUUCAAAGAAAUUGACUCCUUUUGGGUCACUAAAUAGACCAUUUUUGACACUUGGUUAACCCGUAACGCGCCACUUAUCGUCACUUGCCCGCUCUGCGGGUAGGACUCAUCUGUUCAGGUUAUGUCUUCUCAUUACACACUGCUACACAUAUCUGUGCAUCGUCCGUACCACCUGACCCAUGUUGAUUACUUCGGAGGACUAGGCUACGCAAAUGACCAAUCCGUUUCACGUUUGAGGUUACAUGCUCGUUUUCAAGCUACCACCACAAAAUUAUCAGACAUCUCAAUUUCCUAGAAAACAUGAUUAGCUAAGCAGCCACUCUACGCUUCUCCGGGUACGUAUAUGGUAUGGGCGGCUCUUAUUGUUGGUCAGAAACGCACGCUUUCACGUUUAUAUAGUCAGCUCUGAAUUUCCUCCUUUUUUAUAAAGUCCCCUGGUAUAGUUAAUUCCUAGCAACCGAAAGUUUUACUAUGAUUUAUUAAGGAGUUACUUCUUCUUUGAAAGAAACAGAGAUGUGCCGUAAACGGAGGUGGACUUUUCCAGUUUAUUUCUCGUUAUGAGUCUCAAACUGAGCUCUAGACUGAGAUGUAAACCAAAGACCAAAAGGUAUGCUCGUACUCCAUUCUGUGGUCGCAUCAGAUAGGCAAAAGUCACCUUCCCUCGCCUGUCACAUUCAUAGCCGACAGAGUGUGCCCUUUCCCCUCCCCCCAAAGUUGCAGGUGAACAAGCCAGCCGCCAUUCAGAUAUUUCUUUUACCCGAUUCCUCUCCUCAGACUUUACUUUGAAAAUCCAAUUUCAUGAAUAUUACAUCUCAGACUUGCAUACAUCUGUGUUCCCUAAGGGGCAUUAUUUGAAGUCUAUUUGCUUUCAUUUGGUGCAGACGUAUAAAUCAUAAAAUUUUACUAAUUCAUCGCCUGAAGGUAGGCUUCCUUGCGACGCAUCUUUUCUAGUCGUUCAUGCACUAAUCAAAGUCAAAAUUGUAUUGAAACUUGCGGGUGUUUUCACCAACCAUGAUCUUCAUCCGUCGUGAGGGAUAAAGAACGCAAUUGUUCGAACCAUACAAUUCCGACUGUCGUGUACGUUAGGUUUCAACACCUAAUUCACUCUUUUUGCUCGCAUCCACCCUAUUGUAACGGUAAGGCAGGCUCAGGACGUUCGGGAAUGGAUGUGGGUGUAGUAACUGCCGUGUCUGGUUAGCUCCUUACACAUGGACCGAACUCCAAAAGUAGGGCUCUUGAACCUCUAAUCGGGGGGGUUGACGUGAAUAACCGAACAAGAGGGCGCCGUUGUAGCUUCGCCCUCAGCCCUAAGGAAACCAAGUUAACCCGCCAGUUCGAAGUUGCCCAAGCUACGACGUUUAUCCUCCCACGUUUCGUAUAGUGAGGGGGAGUAAACGCUAAAUCGAACUAGGUCAGCCUCACUCUGUUUCAUAUCCCAAGUACCGGUCGUACUGCGAACGUAGUUGUUUUACUAGUUGUGAACCGUCUACCUCUUUUUACUCUAUUUGCUGCAGCUUUCCCGAGGAGCUUAUACGACCCGCACGAACAAGUGGCCAACACCGAUAUACACCAUUUCUCGCAGGCACCCUCAGGCUCACCGUUGCCGCCACACCGACCGCCCUUCCAUGGCAUUCCUCCGCCUACUACAACUACUCCGGCCUGGCCAUCCUAUGCGGACGUUCUCUCCGACUUUGAUGCACAUCGUGGCAGUGACAGCAUGCCAGCUGGUGAUCACCCGUACUCGGGGACGGGUGAAAAGGUCAGUGUUGAUGGCGGUGGCGGUGACAAUGUUGUCAGCAGUGGUGCUGGGGGAAGCAGUGAAGGUUUUGCUCUCAUCGAUAUUGACCUCAGCGGCCUUGGCGGCGGUCACUCAGCUAGCACAACGCAGCAAUCGUUGCGGCAGCCACCUCUGCCGCCCCCAUCCUACAAAAAACAGGAAUAG